CAGGUUCAUGGACAUCGCGGCGUCGCACUACACGCACAUUUCGGCAGCGAUCACGCACGCAGGCAUUGUGUACAUGUGGGGCCAGUGUCGCGGGCAGUCGAUCACCGAGCCAACAGAGACGUUAUUCUGUUGCCUGGACGACGUGUUUGCGUGCUACGCCAUGCCUGCCGUCACGUUCAGGGCUCUGAAGAUAGGUGAGCAACAGCGCCAAACUCCACGGCAGCUGGCGCUCUCGCUCUGGCUCAAUUCACCACUGCCACAAACAGAUUUCAAGCGAACAGAUCACAUGUCAGUCGCUCAGUCGGUGGCCAUGUUGUUUGAUGACCCGGCGACCAGUGAUGUGAAGGUUCAAUUGGAAGGGAAAAUCAUUCAUGUUCACAAGGUCAUACUGAAGAGUAGAUGUGAACAUUUUCGAUCAAUGUUUCAAUCUCACUGGGAGCAGGAUGGAAAAGACAUAAUUGAGAUAUCACAGUUCACAUAUCCAGUGUACAGGGCCUUCCUGCAGUUCUUGUACACAGACAGGAUAGACUUGUCACUGGAGCAUGCUAUAGGUUUGGCCUGGACUUAGCUAAACAUCGUACUUGGAGAGACAGUUGAA
Messenger RNA from Priapulus caudatus, 598 nucleotides. RefSeq names its product RCC1 and BTB domain-containing protein 1-like. The record is from RefSeq and is a predicted model, not a curated record. Gene Ontology annotation, molecular function: ubiquitin protein ligase binding. The coding region runs from base 8 to 568 and encodes 186 amino acids. Gene Ontology annotation, biological process: regulation of proteolysis; proteasome-mediated ubiquitin-dependent protein catabolic process. Gene Ontology annotation, cellular component: cytoplasm. The transcript has 6 exons. NCBI's taxonomy places the organism in Eukaryota, Metazoa, Priapulida, Priapulimorpha, Priapulimorphida, Priapulidae.